Colletotrichum gloeosporioides is the source of this 1515-nucleotide messenger RNA. RefSeq names its product 37S ribosomal protein NAM9. The transcript has 2 exons. Lineage: Eukaryota; Fungi; Ascomycota; Sordariomycetes; Glomerellales; Glomerellaceae. The record is from RefSeq and is a predicted model, not a curated record. Bases 1 to 1515 code for a protein of 504 amino acids. Gene Ontology annotation, biological process: positive regulation of translational fidelity. Gene Ontology annotation, cellular component: mitochondrial small ribosomal subunit. Gene Ontology annotation, molecular function: structural constituent of ribosome; rRNA binding.
AUGCUGAUGACAAGGCUCAAACCUUUUCGCUUUAAGCAAACUCAUUUCCAGCAAAAAUGGGCGGCCAAGUCACUCACCCGAGGCUACCACGGCGCCAACAUCAAGGAGUCCGACUGGUCUCGCAUGUUCUCUCGCCGCCUUUACUCUGCCGUUGACAUGCCCCCGGCCUACCUCGCCAAGUACGACGGCUCCGAACAGGCUGGCGGCCGCGGUUCCGGCCGCAAAGACCUGGAUAUCAACGCCGGCUCGUUCUCCCGCUCCGAGAAGGAGCGCAAACAGCGCAUCAUCUCAGACAGAGAGGACAAGCUUCCUUAUGUCCACCCCAGGCUGGCCAAGAGGGACGACUUCUCAGAACUCCUAGGCAGACCCGUUAGGCAUAUGACGCCCUACAUGCAAAUGGCGUUUGCGCCGCUCGAGAGGAGACUAGACGUGGCCAUCUUCCGUGCCAUGUUCGCCAGCAGUACCCUCCAGGCGAAGCAGUUCUGCACACACGGCGCCGUCAAGGUCAACGGCAAGACGAUGCGCUAUGGUGCUUACCUCCUGAACCCAGGCGACAUGUUCCAAGUCGACGUAGACUCCGUUCUCUAUGCCACUGGCCGACCCAAGACCCCCUUACACGCAAAGUGGCUCGCCGGCGAAGACUAUGAAACUCUCCGGGCUGCAAAGAGGGAGGAAUACCGUAACAAGAGCAACAGCUCAGAAGCAGCUGCUGAGGCCCCGGCUGAGACCGAAGCCGAGGCCUCCGAAGAGAAAGUCGAGGCUGAGUCUGCAGCCAAGGACGAGGGCGAGGAAGCAGAGGGUGAGGGCGAGGUAGCCGAGGCCACAGAGGAGCUCACUGAGGAGCAGCGCGCCGCGCAGCAGAAGAAGCAGCUUAAGGCCCUCAUCAGCUCCGCCAAGGCACUCCUCUACGACGGGAAUGGCCUCAACCCUCGCAAGAAGCGCCAGCUCCGUGCCUUCACGAGCGAGGUCAAGCGCGCCCUCUCCCAGGCCGGCCGCACCGCCGAGAGUGCCACCAUCAGCCCCGACAACGUCAUUGACCACCUCUCCUCCAUGCUCAAGGACUUCAAGCUGGAGGGCAACCAGGUCGAGGCCAUCAUUUCCCCUGAGCAGGAGCAGCAGCAGCAGGAACAACAAGAGUCAGAGAAGGCGGAGCAAAAGGUCAGCGCCAAGAAACAAGAGACCAGGGACACCAUCAAGGAGCUCAUCACCAGCGACGAGGUGCGCCAGGCUGUCAAGGGCCUGUCCCUGGCCGAGCAGACGGCUCUCGCAAGCCUGCUCCGCACCAACGCCGAGAACCCCAUCGACGAGUCCAAGCCGUACUGGACCCCCUGGGAACCCCGCCGCUACAUGGCCCCCUUCGCCUUCAUCCCUCGCUACCUCGAGGUGAACCAGAACAUCUGCGCCGCCGUCUACCUCCGCCACCCCGUCGCCCGUCGUGGUUUCGCCGAAGUGCCCACACCCUUCUCUUACGAGACAAACCAGCUCGCCUUUAACUGGUACUUGAGGAGGCGGUAG